Jaculus jaculus (lesser Egyptian jerboa) is the source of this 243-nucleotide messenger RNA. Its product is annotated as 40S ribosomal protein S21-like. The transcript has a single exon. Gene Ontology annotation, biological process: endonucleolytic cleavage to generate mature 3'-end of SSU-rRNA from (SSU-rRNA, 5.8S rRNA, LSU-rRNA); endonucleolytic cleavage in ITS1 to separate SSU-rRNA from 5.8S rRNA and LSU-rRNA from tricistronic rRNA transcript (SSU-rRNA, 5.8S rRNA, LSU-rRNA); translation. Gene Ontology annotation, molecular function: structural constituent of ribosome. Lineage: Eukaryota; Metazoa; Chordata; Mammalia; Rodentia; Dipodidae. The record is from RefSeq and is a predicted model, not a curated record. Gene Ontology annotation, cellular component: cytosolic small ribosomal subunit; ribosome. Bases 1 to 243 code for a protein of 80 amino acids.
AUGCAGAAUGACUCCUGCGUGUCUGUGGACCCUCACGUGCUGUGGAAAUGCUUGGUGAGCAACCGCAUCAUUGCAGCCAAGGACCACGCGUCCAUCCAGAUGAACAUGGCCAGGGUUGGCAAGGUCACAGGCAGGUUUAACCACAGUUUAAAACCUGUGCCAUCUGUGGAGCCAUUGGGCGAGUCAGAUGAUUCUAUUCUGCGAUUAGCAAAGGCUAAUGGCAUUGUCUCAAAGAACUUCUGA